Rhagoletis zephyria (snowberry fruit fly) is the source of this 2142-nucleotide messenger RNA. The record is from RefSeq and is a predicted model, not a curated record. NCBI's taxonomy places the organism in Eukaryota, Metazoa, Arthropoda, Insecta, Diptera, Tephritidae.
AUGAUCCGCCAGAUCAAGGGCUCCACGCCGGCGGGCGCCCCCCUGGGCGCCAUCCUCAUCCUCCUGCCCUCGUACAGCAGCAUCAGCCGACUGCGCAAGCUGCUCAUCGGCGAACUGUCCACCACUGCCGAGCACCCGUUCACCGUCUUCUGUCUGUAUCCGCACCUGCCCAACAAUGAGCUGGAGAUUGCGCUCGGCUUCCUCGCCUCCGAGCAGCGCUCUCAGGUGCGCAUCAUCCUCUCGACGUUGACGCUCGAUUCGCUCCUUCUCGCCGACAUUCGCUACGUGCUCAACGCGGGCGUCCUCCUCAAGAAGGUCCAGUCGGUGCACUGUGCCCCUGGUGGGUGCUAUCGUCUGCUGGGAAAUGGCGCCUCACUGGCCACCGGCGGGGGAAAUGGUGGACCACAAAACAGCAGCAGCAGCAGCACCACUACCACCACCACCGAGUGUGCACAGUACAACGCGCUCUUUGAUCACAGCAGCCCCAAAGUCUACUUUUACAAUCUCUUUUGGAAGGGAGAGAUUGGCCAGUCCGGUGGCCUAGAAGAAAAUGGCAGUGGCGGUUCUACUCGAUCGGCAUCAUCGUCGUCGUCGUCGUCGGCCGCGGCCACUAAUGAAGGUGACUGCAUCUACCAGUGCAUCUUUGCGCUGGAGAGCUUGAGCCUUCGAAAUGGCAAUCAGAAGCAGAGCAUUCGCUCACUCUUCCAGAAGAUGGUCAGCCACCCGCCGCUGCCCAUUGUUGACCGUACGGUGCAGUAUCUCAAGGAGCUAAACAUCCUCAACGAGGAGGAGCACUUCACCGACCUAGGUCGCAUUCUAAUUAACCUCUCCAUUGAGCCGCAGUACGCCAAGAUGAUCGUCUACUCGGUGCUGCUUCGCUGUCUUGAUCCCAUUCUCACCAUCGUCUGCGCCCUAUCGUCGCCCCAGUGCUUCGAACUAACCGAAGGCAGCUUUGAGCAGCGCCGCCGCGAGCUGAAGCAGCUGAAGAAGCUCUCGCACGGCAGCUUCAGCGACCACCUGACGCUGGUGUACGCCUUUCAGAAGUGGCAGGAGCAGACACGGGCCAAUCCCGAGACGGUGGAGCGAAGUACCUCGGCGGAGAAUGAGAACAACGGCAGCAGCAGCACCGGUGGCGGCGGCGGCCUGCCCAUACUCUUCUCCUCCUUUGAGCUGAUCUACUCGCUGCGGACGAAGAUUCUCGGCCAGCUGCGCGCCUGUGGCUUCGUGAAGGGCAAGGGGCCGCUGAAUAUUCGCUCGCUGAACGCCAACUCGAACAACUUCUGCCUGGUGAAGGCGGCCAUCACUGCCGGCAGCUCGCUGAGCCAGCUUGCAAAGCUGAAGGAGGAGAGCUCUUCUUUUGGUGACGGUUUGCUCGCGACCCCUAGCGAUGGGGCGGAUUUAUUUGUAGCAGGCGGCAAGUCAGUCACCACCACCAGCACCUUCCUCCACCCAAACUCUGUCCUGGCGUACUACCUCAACAAAAUGAGCAACAGCGGUCGAGCUGCAGCAGCUGCAGCUGCCAACAGCAGCAAGAACAUCAACCGUGGCGCUGAAACUUCAAUCAGCAGCGGCAGCAGCACCUUUUCUCACCUGACGGACAACCUCAUUCUCUACGAUCGGAAGGUGCGCUGCGGCAGCACCGCCUACAUUGAACACUGCACACUGGUCAGCCCGCUGACGGUGGCCAUCUUUGGGAAUGAGGCCAAGCCGGGCACGGUCCAGCUGGUGCCAGCAGGAGGAGGUGGUGGUGGUGGUGGUGGUGCCAGCGAAAGUUUCAUGCUCUUCAGUACUGCUGGCGGAGCUUGCACUGAUCAGCAGUUGGUCAUCACCGGCCCCGACGCCGCCCGCUGCUUUGAGCUGCGCCUCCGCUGGCAGCAGUUUGCGGCGAAGCGACUCGCCAACAUCAACGGCACCAUCAACGAAGAGGAGGGCAACCUGGUCGCCGACAUUCUCAGUCUGGUCGGUCUCGCCGAUGAGAGCAUCGGCUUUGGGCCGCCCAAUCAACACGCCAGCAUUGGCAAAGCGCCUCAGGUAAUGAGCACGUACUUUUGCUCAACGAAGAUGGUCGUGCCGGUCAAUGCUGCCGCCGUUUCUAACGCCUCUUCUGCUUCUUUGGUUUUUAACACUGUCAAGAGUUUUUAG